Bipolaris victoriae FI3 is the source of this 1101-nucleotide messenger RNA. RefSeq lists its product as hypothetical. The transcript has a single exon. NCBI's taxonomy places the organism in Eukaryota, Fungi, Ascomycota, Dothideomycetes, Pleosporales, Pleosporaceae. Gene Ontology annotation, cellular component: cytoplasm; centrosome; nucleus. The record is from RefSeq and is a predicted model, not a curated record. Gene Ontology annotation, biological process: protein phosphorylation; chromosome segregation. Gene Ontology annotation, molecular function: ATP binding; protein kinase activity. The coding region runs from base 1 to 1101 and encodes 366 amino acids.
AUGCCAUGCAUCUCCCUUCCCUUUCGAAGACGCCCCGACCCAAAAGAUCCUUCUGCCGGUUUUCCAAAAGCACACAAAUACGAUGGCCCGCUCCAGGAGGGCUCACAAGGCUGUGUCGAGCAAUGGACACACAUCCCAACUAAAACCGUUAUCGCAGUAAAGGUAAUGACCCGUACCCACCGUCCAUCCCCCGAGAUACAAAUCCUCCGUGACUUGCCACCCCACGACUCCAUCAUAAGAUACCUUGAUCACUACGAAAAGGUCCCAUCUCCAACCCAAGUAUCCAUCCUCCUUGAAUACUGUUCCGUCGGAGACCUCUACGUGCUCCGAAGCAUAAGCAUCGAUCAAAACAAACCCACCUUUUCAGAACCCUUCAUGUGGUCCACCUACACCCAACUCCUCAGCGCCCUCGCCUUCCUCCACCACGGCAUCUCCCCAACGUACCCCUCCGGCCGCCACCCCUGGAUCCCCAUCGUCCACCGGGACUUGAAAUUCGAAAACGUCCUCGUAAAAUCCCUCGGCCUCGCUCCAGACUGGUCCACUGUCGACCUCAAACUCGCAGACUUCGGUAUGGCAGGUUACCACAAUCCAGCUCACCCAAAUCCCUCUGGCUACAUCGGUACAACAUACUACUGGCCGCCCGAAGUAACCUGGGAAACCAAACAGCUCUCGCCAGCCAGCGACGUCUGGGGUAUCGCAGCUAUAAUGCACGAACUGGCGCAUAACUUCCCCCCGAUAGUCGACCCCGCGGUCGUGGAAGCGCAGUGGUUCAAGACUCACACCGAACCGCCCUUCCCCCCUACAUACUCGGACUCACAAAAGAGAAAUUACUGGGCUGCCAAGGCACCGAGGCGAGUUAUCCCGAUUAAUCUCGAUACCGAUGCCGACAUACCGAGUUUGCGUGACCCGGAGUUGGGAGGUAAGGAUAAGACGGCGCUGUGGUUUCGACGGCGGAGACCGAGUCCGAAGUAUUCGGAUCGCUUGAAUGGGUCUGUGAUGAAGGGUUUGGAAACGGUGGAGCAGCGGCCAAGUGCGGGGGUGUUGUUGGGGGUUGUGGAGAAGGAGUAUAAGGAGGUUUUGGGGGAGAGACUGAGGACGUAG